AUGGUAGCAACCAACCAAAAGACUAAUCCUGAAUAUCCCCAUGGUCUGAAGCUCGCUGCGAUCGUUGUUGCGCUAUGCCUUGCAACCCUCCUUGCAGCUUUAGAUCAGACAAUCAAGGCUACAGCCGCCCCUAAGAUCACUGAUCACUUCAAGAGUAUCGACGAUAUCGGAUGGUACGCUGCAAGUUAUCUUCUUGCCAAAGCUGCCCUCCAACCAAGUUUCGGACGGAUAUACUCUACAUUUAACAUCAAAUACACUUUUCUCGUAGCUAUCGCGAUCUUUGAGCUAGGCUCUCUAGUGUGUGCAACGGCGCUGAGUAGUAACGCCCUCAUAGUCGGGAGAGCCAUUGCUGGGGUAGGGGUCGGCGGACUGUUUACUGGUUCUCUUUCGAUUAUCUUCUGCUGUGCACCAUUGCAAAGGCGUCCUGCCGUUAUGGGAAUAGUUAGCAGUAUGUGGGGUGUAGCUUCUGCUGCAGGUCCUUUGCUUGGAGGUGUGUUCACUGACAAGGUGUCCUGGAGAUGGUGCUUUUACAUAAAUCUUCCCAUCGGCGCAUUGACCAUAGUCAUGAUCGCCUUCCUACUCCAAGUGCCUCGUCUGGACAAUGCAGAGCAACUCUCCUUUUGGCAGCGAAUCAAGAAGCUUGACCUCAUAGGAGCUUCUUUACUCAUUCCUGCGACUGUCUGCCUACUACUGGCCCUCCAAUGGGGAGGCACAACAUACCCCUGGAACGACGCACGAAUGAUCGUCCUCUUUGUUGUGGGCGGAGUUCUCACAAUUGCAUUCAUAUACAGUCAGAGCAAACUCGGGAGCAAGGCAACCCUCCCACCCUACCUUUUCAGGAAUCGCAAUACGCUUUGCGCUUUCCUCUUCUCUGGCCUAUUUGGAGCAGGCUUCUUCUCUCUUACCUACUACCUGUCUGUCUAUUUCCAAAGCGUCAAAGGAUCCUCAUCACUACAUUCGGGUAUAAAGAUGCUACCGCUGCUUAUAUCAAGUAGCGUAUCAUCAACAUGCACUGGACUUUUGAUAUCGAGGCUAGGAUACUAUACUCCUUUCAUCAUUGCAUGCUUGGCUCUAUUUGCCUGCGGUGCAGGCUUGCUCACGACGCUUUCUAUCGCAACGCCUUAUCGAUACAACCUUGGAUAUCAGAUACUCACAGGCUUCGGUGUGGGAAUCGGCUUCGAAGGAGGCAUCAUUGCAGUACAAACCGUUCUAUCAGGUUGCGACAUACCCGUCGCCAUCUCAGUCGUCUCUUUCUUCAUGACCAUUGGCGGCGCCAUCUUUGUGCCAAUCUCACAGACUGUCUUUGAGAAUGGAUUUCUCGGCGCAAUCAAAACCUUGUCUCCUCAGUUGGAUGGCCAUGUGUUCUUGAAAGCUGGUGCAUCACAGAUUCGCGCGAUACUGAGCAGCAUGCAUGAGGAAGAUUUGUUGGAUUCUGUUCUACAUGCAUACUGCCAUGCGUUAAAACAUGUGUUCUGGGUUGUCACUGCUUGUGCCAUUGCCGCAGUGAUUGCAGCGUGUGGAUUGGACUGGAAAAGUGUGAGAAAAGCUCGAGGCAUAUCUUGUAUUCACGACGACGAGACCUCCCGACUUAGCAAUUUAUGGUUCAAGCUACAAAAUGCAGAUUUUGGUCAUUGGCAAUUUCUGCAUACAAUUACGCAAUCGUUCAGUUGCAUUCGAACAGUACAGACUGAUCGAACGAUGUUCGAGGUCUCAAUCCUUGUAGACUCUAUAAGAAGGAGACAAGGUGAGACUAACUGCACGAGCAUUCAAGUCAUAUUGAAUUUGUCGUCUUCAUUAUGUUGGCCAUCAUACGAGAGAGUCGCUGUCUUUGUCGUGGCAUGGCGCAGCGUCUGA
Aureobasidium melanogenum CBS 110374 is the source of this 1854-nucleotide messenger RNA. RefSeq names its product MFS general substrate transporter. The transcript is spliced from 6 exons. Gene Ontology annotation, biological process: transmembrane transport. Lineage: Eukaryota; Fungi; Ascomycota; Dothideomycetes; Dothideales; Saccotheciaceae. The coding region runs from base 1 to 1854 and encodes 617 amino acids. The record is from RefSeq and is a predicted model, not a curated record. Gene Ontology annotation, molecular function: transmembrane transporter activity.